Messenger RNA from Dicentrarchus labrax (European seabass), 2507 nucleotides. Its product is annotated as odorant receptor 131-2-like. Gene Ontology annotation, molecular function: G protein-coupled receptor activity. NCBI's taxonomy places the organism in Eukaryota, Metazoa, Chordata, Actinopteri, Moronidae. The record is from RefSeq and is a predicted model, not a curated record. Gene Ontology annotation, biological process: G protein-coupled receptor signaling pathway. Gene Ontology annotation, cellular component: membrane. Bases 255 to 1220 code for a protein of 321 amino acids. The transcript is spliced from 2 exons.
GACAAAAUCAGGGGAGCCCAAACUUUUCUCCUUUCCACAUAAUGCUUUUAUGACAAUAGCAUGUAAAUAAUGUAUCUUUGGAGAAUUGAGUCAAAACAAAUAUGAAUGAGGCCAAACACUUCAGAUCAGGGGAGGAACAUCCCAGAGAUGUUGCUCACUGAAGACAUUUUAUGAUUAGAAGAACAGAAAUCUAAAGCUUGGUCAACGCAUUUGGCUGAUGAAGACUUAGGUUAGCUUCAGUCCACUGUUUCAAAAUGCAGAAUCUGACUGAAUUUCCAGGCAAUGCAACUUCUCACAAAAGCCUGUCUGUGAUCAUCAAGGUGUGUGUGGUUAUCCCCUUCUUCUGCGUCUUCCUCUGCUGCAUUGUCGUCAUGCUAAACAUCUUUGCAUCUCACAGGCAGUUCCUGGACACAUCACGUUACAUCCUGUUUGCCUACAUGCUGAUCAAUGACACCCUCCAGCUCUUGUCCUCUGUACUGCUCUUCCUCUUUGUCAUGGGCCAGGUGAAAUUUGCCCUUGUCUACUGUGUUCCCCUGCUGUUUAUAUCCACUGCCACUUUCCAGAACACACCGUUAAUCCUGGCCACCAUGUCACUGGAGCGUUAUGUUGCAAUCUUCUAUCCCCUGCAGCGCCCAGCAGCCUGGCGCUCUGACCGAAUCUGGAUCAUUAUUCUGUCCCUGUGGCUCAUCAGCUGUAUAUUCCCUAUGAUUGACCACACCAUCGGGGAACAUGAUCCUGCUGUAGAUGUCCUAUCUACCCCUGUUCUUUGCAAACCUACUGUUGUGAACUCAUCUCCAAUUCAGACAUUGUUCAAAGCUGUUGUGAGUGUUCUCUUCUUUGCAGUAGUGGCUGUUAUCAUCCUCUUUACAUACAUGAGAAUCCUGCUGGAAACCAGGAAACUGAGACAAGAUAGAGUGUCUGUGAGCAAAGCCAUGCACACUGUGCUGCUACACGGCUUUCAGCUGCUGCUCUGCAUGUUGGCCUUCACCAGCCCCAUCACUGAAACUCUCAUAGUGCUGCACGCCAACUGGCUACAAGAGGACGUCGCCUUUUUUAAUUACUUCUGUUUCAUCCUAAUUCCACGCGUUCUCAGCCCGCUCAUCUACGGCUUCAGAGAUCAGAGUCUCGGGGGCUACAUUGGAAAGACAUUCCUCUGCUGCUCAAACAAAGUCAAACCCUGCAUCAGAGGCAAGCUGCAGGACGUAUUGUCUGCUUGUUGAACUGGCUGAUGUAGAGCUGUUACAAAAGAGAAACACUGAGCAUUGUUUCUUCACAAAAAGGUCUUAGGAGGUAUUAAAAAUCAAUUCCCCACCCCAGCUGUAGGCCAUAAUGUUAGCUAUAAAAUGUUUUGUAUCCAAUUGUGGGCUGUUGGGAGACGUUACACACUUAUAAACUAAAAGUGGGAUUAUUUGUACAGUGUAUUGUGUAAACAGAUGGUAAAUUAUGAAUGGACUUGUAUUUCUACAGUGCUUUCCUGGUCUACCAACCACUCAAAACACUUUACUACACCUGUUGCAUUCACCCAUUCACACACACAUUCAUACACUAAAGGUCAUGCAAGGUGGCUGCUGAUACAGCACAUACACACAGGAGCAAUUUGGUGUUUAUUAUCUUGCCCAAGAGCGUGUUGACUGGACUGAGGGAGGCGGAAAUCGAACCUGCAAACUUCGGAUUACUAGACGACCUGUUCCACCUGAUCCAGUUUCCUUCCAUUUUAUGCCAAUUAUCAGGGUAAUAAUAUUAUUUGAAAUUCUUGUUUGGAGAAAAUGUAAUAUAAUAAUAAAUAUGUUUCCAUCAUAUUUUAACAUUUUGGUCGUAUGAUCAUGAAACAGGUAUUCAGUUGCAUUCUUUGUAUCAACAAAGGUCUUAAAAAGUCUUAAAUUGAACUUAGAAACCCUGUGAAAAUAUUUACUGUGUUCAUACAUAAAUGGACUGAAGAAUAAUGUCCAUUCAUUCUAAUCUGAAGAUUUACAGACUAUUAAAAUAAAGAAGAUAACAGCUAAAUCUAAUCUUUGAGCAAGAAUAAAUCACAAAUCGAUUAAACCUCGGGUACCCUCUGGUUUUGUGGAUACAUUGGCACCGUUUUAGCUUUUACAGAUUUACUGCUGUUAAACAUAAACCAGACAGUGACCGUAUUUCUGUGCCAGCAGCACCAAUAAAGAUUAAUGCUCAACUGAGUGAGUAAAUUCAGGGCAUCCUACAUAAAGUCUGGCAUUCUCCCAACGAGCAUGAAGUGCUGAUCGUGCAGGAUUUAUGAAAGUUAUUGCUUACACAGCCGUCUAUAUUACAGACAUUUAAAAGCAUCAAAUCACACAAUAAAUAACAUGGGCAUUGUCUUUCAAGCUCUUCUUGCAGAUUAUUAUGCUCCUCCUGGGUGCAAAUCUAUUGCUUGAAUGCAUAAUACUUGUAGUGUUUGAUGCUGGUCAAAAUUGUGUGUGUAACUCUGAAAGCCACUGAAUUAUAAUUAUACAUGUGAAUAUGUGUCAUUAAAGUAUGUAUUAAAGGAA